CAGCGGGAUUCAGUACUCGUCGAGGAGUCCACAAAUCAACAGCUCUGCAAGGUUGUAGGUUCGGGAGCGCGCGCGCGCGUAUCGCUGGAUCAAGUGUCUGAAGGUGGAAGUUCUGGAAGUUUGUGGUUGAUCGAUCCCAGAACAAAGGAAGCGGGAGAACUGGGAAAGUCGGUGUUGAACGACAGGUUUCUCCUUUGUCGCUGACGAUCGCGAUCACUGGAUUAAGUCGGUGUUCUAGCUCAAGAAGUCGUUAAGGUGCAAGUCGGCGGUGCGUCAAGACGCGGUGCCGUCAGCGGAAAAAUUAUUUUCGUUCAAAAACAAAACCGUAGGCCAGUGACCAACGCGUUUGUUUGCAAACAAAACCGAAUCCCGUGUGCCGGCCGUUCCCCCGGGUGUCUACCGCGAGGUCCCCAACAUCUGAGAAAGUCACCCCAGCGAUAAAAAUAGACCGUGUGCGCGAAACGGUUAUUAUUUCGGGUGUGUGUUCCUUGUUUUGUGUAUUGUAGGAAAGAAAAAUUACGACGCCGCGCAAAAGAAAUAUUGCAAAAUUGUGCCCAAAAAGUAGCCCGAGUUGCGAAAUGUCAACGCCGCGCCGGUGUCAAUUUGACCCCGAAAGGAUUAUUCGAGUGGCGAUCGUUCCUGUCAUUGCGUCACAAAUCUGAGAAAAUCGUGAUUUAAGGGAAUUUUUCAACAUUAUAUCCCCCAUCGAAGAAAAUAACAACGCAUUUUAUAACAAAGUAGAUUGAGGAAAAAAAACAAAAAAAAAUGAAAUCGUAGUCAUAUUUGUGGUGCGACAAUUUUCAACAGUGUGUGGGUCCGUGAUUGAAUUACAGUGCGUUUGUUUACAGUGUAGAUUUUUCCCAGUGUUUUGUUAACUGCGAACGUAAUUCGGUAUUGUUCUUUGACGGCAAAGUGGAGGAUAAUUUUGGAAAGAAGAAAAGGCUCAACUCGAAGUGGAAAUAAUUUGUGACCACGAUGAUAACUGGGAGUACUGCUAUUGUCAUGAUUCAUCGCUCUGUCGCGGGUAAUAAUCGGAUAAAACCGCAUGGACGCCUUUUCAACGAAACGUAAGAAGCAGCAGCAUUACAACACAACCGGUGACUUCAACAACUCGCCAGCCUCAUAUUCUAAACAGACGCAGAGGAAACGGAACAUUCUCUCCAAGCAGGAGGUAUUCCGCAUGCUAGCCCCCCAACUAGACCCAUUACCAAGGCGUAUCGGUCGCCACAAUCUCGCAGCAUGGAUGUUGUUAGAGUCUCCAAUAGUAUUAAUACCAGCGAGCAACAGCAGUUACAGUCGCCGCAGCAACAGCCCCAGCAAUUACAAACCCCCCAACAGCAGAAUAGCGUCGGAAGUACCAAGGCCAUCAACAGCAACGCCUACCAGACUCCCCGGAAUGGCUUAAACCGUCAGCCGGCGGUCGGGGCCGGUUCUUCGUCGACGGGUUCGCUAGGUUCCGAGGGUCUGCUGCUGCACCAGGCCUCGGCCUCCAGCGAUUCGGGCAACAGUUCGUGCGUGAGUGGUAGCGGCGUCGGCGGCGGGACGGCCCCGGACGACCCAGAGACAAAGAAUGACGCCAGCUUUGGCAGUAGUGCUAGUGCGGGUGAAGUGAUUGGGGUCGGGGAAGAAGACGCAGAAGAAGAUGAACGGCAGUCACUGUUGCUGAAGAAGCCGUCGAAGAAGAAGGGCGCUACCAUCUACGUGAACAAGGUGUACGACGAAGGGAUUGGGUUGGGCGGUGGGACCGCACGUGGUAGCUCGACGGAAACGGACGACCGGGAAGACCCGGAAGAAGAGCGGGACUUGAAGCCACUGCUGGUGGAGAACGAAAAGCGUAAACCGCCGAAGAGUAUCGUGAAGAGCCCGUCGAAUCUUAGCUUUGGCGCGAAGGAAGCGGGUGGCGUCGGUCAGCGGCCGCGACUUAAUCUACAGUUUCAGCAACCGGUGGAAACCGUCAUCGACGAUCGGCCGGUGCACCAUGUGCAGUUUUCGAAGCAGCAGGACAACGGGUACUGUUACGGGCCGGAGCAGGACCUCGCCAAUGGGACCAAGGUGGAUCAGGCCGUUUGUGGCAGUCCGGUGGGAAGCAUCCUGUCGAGGGCGUCCGGCGGUUCGAGUACGUCCUCGUCCGGAUCUUCGUCGAACGAGAACAGCUCGCUUGGGGGUUAUGCCGAGGCGCGACCACCGGACGGAGGUUGGGGUUGGGUGGUGUGCUUUGCGUCGUUUAUGGUGAACCUGAUUGCCGACGGUGUUACGUUUAGCUUUGGGGUGUUGUACGUGGAGCUGCUGUCGUACUUUGGAGAGGGGAAAGGUAAAACCGCCUGGGUCGGUUCGCUGUUCAUGGCAAUGCCGCUGCUGUCCGGCCCAAUCGCGUCCUUCCUAACGGAUCGCUACGGAUGCCGCAACGUGACGAUCGUCGGCUCAAUAUUAGCCUCACUUGGGUUUGCCCUGUCCGCGUACGCCAACACGAUCGAGAUGCUGUACCUCACCUUUGGAGUGCUGGCCGGCUUCGGGCUGAGUCUGUGCUACGUGGCCGCCGUCGUGAUCGUGGCGUACUACUUCGACAAGAAGCGCUCCUUCGCGACGGGACUGUCCGUGUGUGGUAGCGGCAUCGGAACGUGCAUCUUCGCCAAGGUGACGCAGAUUCUGCUCGACGAGUACGGAUGGCGUGGGACUACGCUCAUACUGGCGGGCAUCUUCCUCAACAUGUGUCUUUGUGGCCUUUUGAUGCGUGACUUGGAGUGGACCACGCACAAGUCGAAGCUGAAGCGGAAGCAGCAGAAGGAAGCGGACUCGUACUCGGUCAGCAACAGCACCAAUACGGCCGGAACGGCCAGCAAUUUGAACGCGACCGAUGCGACGUCCGGCGGAGGUCCUGCUGCUGCAGGAGGACCACAGCAGCAGGGCGCCAGUGACCCGGAGGCCGCUCUGCUCGAUCCCGACGAUCCGCGACUUUUUAGUUCUUUAAUCUCCUUCCCGACCUUCAUCAAGAACGGCGAGAAGGUCCCGUUCGAAGUAUUAGAAUUACUCUACAAGCACCGAAAUGUGCACGAGCACGUUUUGCAAAACUAUCCCAAUUUGCUACAUUCUCGUAGCUUUAGCGAACCUCUAGCGCCUAAGAGCAACGAACUCAGCCCCGAAAAGACGAUCAACCCGGAGCAGCGGGAACCGCUCGACGGGCAACACCACAAACGCCAGUUGAACCUCCCUCCCGGGGACGACCUCGAGCAAGCGGAUCAUCCCUUCCUGCGGCGUGCCCACAGCCAUCGACCCACAACCGGCCUGCGAACGCCAACAACCGCCUACCUGAAAGAUCUCCGCAUGCAUCGCCACUCGCUCACCUACCGUGGCGCCAUGCUCAACAUCCAGCGCUAUCGGCUGCGGGCCUCAUCAUGUCCGGACAUUUACCGCAACUCGAUGACGACGAUCGCCAAGGAGAAAACCGCCUGGUAUCAGGGAAUAGAUGAGUUCAAAACACUGCUGGUCAGUAUUCUGGACCUCUCCUAUUUCCGUGAUGUCCACUUUCUGCUGUUUGCCAUCUCCAACUUUUUGCUGUACACGUGGUACGACGUGCCGUACGUGUACCUCACCGACAACGCCACCGAGAUGGGCUUCUCGCCGUCCCAGUCGUCGAUGCUGAUCUCGAUCAUCGGAAUCGUCAACAUGGUGGGCGAGGUGAGUACGCAGUUUUAUCUAUAUGAGGAAAGGAAAUUUGUGCAACUGGUUUGACAUUUUGAAAGUUUU
This is a messenger RNA of Culex pipiens pallens (northern house mosquito), 3744 nucleotides long. RefSeq lists its product as uncharacterized. The record is from RefSeq and is a predicted model, not a curated record. Gene Ontology annotation, molecular function: monocarboxylic acid transmembrane transporter activity. Gene Ontology annotation, biological process: transmembrane transport; monocarboxylic acid transport. The coding region runs from base 1240 to 3729 and encodes 829 amino acids. The transcript has 4 exons. Lineage: Eukaryota; Metazoa; Arthropoda; Insecta; Diptera; Culicidae.